AUGUCUUUCACCAAACUUGUGUUGCUGUUAAUGGUAUGCUGCACUGCAAGAACAGGUUUUGGCAAUGGAGUGUACAAAUUGAACAAAAGCUAUUCCUGCGACAACGAGCUGCUCUCUGAAGCAGUGAAAGAAGAACCUCCUGAAAACUCCUCAAAGGACAAAGACACCACCUACCUACCAAAUGACAGAUCUUCGUUUGUUGAAGAAAAAGAGAAGAGGACAUUGCCAUUUUCGCGCUAUAAAUAUCUCACCCGAACACAAUUAAAAAGAAAAAUGUACCAGAAUACAGCAAGGAGCAAUCGUCGAACCAAAUUCACCUUGUCUCUCGAUGUACCAACAAACAUUCUCAAUAUUCUUUUAAAUAUUGCAAAGGUUAAAAACAUGAGGGCAAAGGCAGCAGCUAAUGCUCGUCUGAUGGCAAAAAUUGGUCGAAGAUAG
Messenger RNA from Leucoraja erinaceus (little skate), 438 nucleotides. It is a transcript of the gene ucn3l, whose product is annotated as urocortin 3, like. Gene Ontology annotation, molecular function: hormone activity; corticotropin-releasing hormone receptor 2 binding. Gene Ontology annotation, biological process: digestion; cellular response to nutrient levels; adenylate cyclase-activating G protein-coupled receptor signaling pathway. The coding region runs from base 1 to 438 and encodes 145 amino acids. The record is from RefSeq and is a predicted model, not a curated record. Gene Ontology annotation, cellular component: extracellular region. Lineage: Eukaryota; Metazoa; Chordata; Chondrichthyes; Rajiformes; Rajidae. The transcript has a single exon.